AUGGUGUCUCUAUCAAGAGUCGCCUUCGUCACCUUUGGGGUGAUUCAUGGGGCAAAUGCAUGGGGUGCAUUGGGCCAUGCCACUGUAGCCUAUGUUGCACAGCAUUAUAUGUCCAGUGAGGCCGCAAAAUGGGCACAAACUGUUCUUAAUGACACCUCCGACUCAUACCUAGCAAACAUUGCUUCCUGGGCAGAUAAAUAUCGCCUCACAGAUGAGGGCAAAUGGUCAGCCCCGUUGCACUACAUUGACGCGAUGGACGACCCGCCAAAAAGCUGCAACGUGGACUAUGAGCGUGACUGCCCAGACGAAGGCUGCUCAAUCUCCGCCAUUGCCAAUUACACCCAGCGUGUAAGCAAUCGCAAACUUAGUAACCCCGACACUGCCGAGGCUCUGAAAUUCCUCGUGCAUAUCAUUGGUGAUCUCGUACAGCCACUGCAUGACGAGAACUAUAAGGUUGGCGGAAAUGAGAUCAAAGUCACUUUUGAUAACUACACUGAUAACCUCCAUUCCGAUUGGGAUACAUACAUGCCUGUAAAGCUGGUUGGCGGUAGUUCGCUCGAAGAUGCACAGGGAUGGGCCGAAAGCUUGGUCCAUGAGAUUAAGGCCGGCAGCUACAAGAAGCAAUCUCAGAGUUGGACCAAAGGAGAUGAUAUUGGCAAUACUAUCAAGACUGCCACUCGAUGGGCGGCAGAUGCCAAUGCCUAUGUCUGUACUGUUGUCAUGCCGGAUGGAGCUGCUGCCCUCCAGACUGGCGAUCUCUACCCAACGUACUACAACUCUGCUAUCGGCACGAUCGAGAUCCAGGUUGCAAAGGGCGGUUAUCGACUGGCGAACUGGCUCAAUCAGAUCUACAAGCAGAAGAUUGCGCAUCAACAUAAAGGGAAAUUCGGCAAGGGCCCCCGAGAGGCAGCCCCUGAGCCUGAGUUUGUCCGAGAGCCUCGCGAGCCCCGUCAAAUGAGUCGCGAAAACCUGGCUAGAGCUGCUAUGGGAGGAUCAUGUUGUACAUCGGGACGUGAGCAUCGCCACUGA
Messenger RNA from Penicillium coprophilum, 1029 nucleotides. Its product is annotated as S1/P1 nuclease. NCBI's taxonomy places the organism in Eukaryota, Fungi, Ascomycota, Eurotiomycetes, Eurotiales, Aspergillaceae. Gene Ontology annotation, molecular function: endonuclease activity; nucleic acid binding. Gene Ontology annotation, biological process: DNA catabolic process. The transcript has 2 exons. The record is from RefSeq and is a predicted model, not a curated record. Bases 1 to 1029 code for a protein of 342 amino acids.